Molecule: messenger RNA, 5142 nt
Organism: Choloepus didactylus (southern two-toed sloth)
Lineage: Eukaryota; Metazoa; Chordata; Mammalia; Pilosa; Megalonychidae
Gene: COBLL1
Product: cordon-bleu WH2 repeat protein like 1
Exons: 15
Coding region: 436-3918 (1160 amino acids)
Molecular function (GO): actin monomer binding
Source: RefSeq, a predicted model, not a curated record
CAGAACGGGGGGAGGGAGGAGUGGGAGAGGAAGCUGCGGAAGAGAACAGGCGAGCCACUGUCUCCUUUUGAAAAGAAAGUAGGAGCCCUGGGUGGGAAAAGAGAGAGUCACACUCCCAGCUAUUUCUCGGGAAAAGUUUUCCCAGGGCGUUUUGUUUGUGCAAACUCGGCCUAAGAAGCCCGAGACUGCGCUGUCGGCGUGGCGGCAGUGCCUCUGCGCCUUGCCCCGCUCCUCCGCCUCCUCUUCCCAGGCUGGGCAGCUCCUCUCCUUCCCGCACAGGAGCCAAAUGGCUACCCAGUAAACCCCACCGGGCGGGGGCUGCAGCGCCGCCUGCGGCCGCGAGAACCUGUGGCGGCGCCCGCGGGCUGGGAGCCGGGGCCCGCAGCAGUGACGCGCCGACUCGGAGCUGGAGCUCGCGCUGCGCCCAGCCGGGCGAUGGACGGCGGAGUUCCGCGCGCUCAAGACACCCAGGCGGCGUCUAUGCCGUCCGCCGCCCCCGCAGGGAGAAAACCCAAAGCCAAAGCACCACUUCCGCCAGUUGAGACCAAAUGUGUUGAUGCUUCUUCAGUUGAUGAUUCUGUAGAAUCUUCUGCUUUCAUCAUGGAACAGAAAGAAAACAUGAUAGAUAAAGACAUUGAACUUUCGGUGGUUUUACCUGGGGAUAUUAUCAAAUCUACUACUGUUCAUGGCAGCAAACCUAUGAUGGACUUGUUGAUAUUCCUCUGUGCACAGUAUCACUUAAAUCCAUCAAGUUACACAAUUGAUUUGCUGUCAGCUGAAAAGAACCCCAUCAAAUUUAAGCCUAACACACCAAUAGGAAUGUUGGAAGUAGAGAAGGUAAUUUUAAAGCCAAAAAUUUUGGAUAAGAAAAAACCUACACCUAUAAUACCAGAGAAAACUGUGAGAGUAGUGAUCAAUUUUAAGAAAACACAGAAGACAAUAGUGAGAGUUAGUCCACAUGCAUCACUUCAAGAACUUAUCCCUAUUAUAUGCAGCAAAUGUGAGUUUGAUCCAUUACAUACCCUGUUGUUGAAGGACUAUCAAUCCCAGGAGCCCCUCGACUUGACAAAAUCUCUUAAUGACCUCGGUCUAAGAGAAUUAUAUGCUGUGGAUGUCAGUAAAGAGUCUUGCCAAAUUUCACAAAACCUAGACAUUAUGAAGGAGAAAGAAAAUAAAGGGUUUUUCAGCUUUUUUCAACGUAGUAAGAAAAAGCGGGAGCAAACAGCAAGUGCCCCGGCAACCCCUCUCAUAAGUAAGCCUCGCCCGACUUUUACAAGGUCCAAUACCAUUUCCAAACAGUACAUUUCAAACACCCUGCCAUCAGAUGCACCCAAGAAGAGGCGAGCUCCAUUACCUCCAAUGCCAGCGUCACUGAGUGCCCCGCAGGACCUUGCCAACACCCAGAAGAGGCCAGCUUCCUGUGUAGUGAAAUCCAUGAGUGUGGAUGAAACAAAUAAGAUUCCCUGUGGACCAGGCAUAGUGAGGACAGGCUCGCUGCAGCUCAGUAGCACAUCCUUAGGGAAUUCAUCUUUGAAAAGGACAAAACGAAAAGCACCCUCCCCACCCUCCAAAAUACCCCUGCAACAAAGUGAUGAAAAUAGUAAUAUGACUGCCCUGCAGUCAUUAGCAGCAGACAGUGUUUCAGAAGCAAACUCUACCGAAGGACCACCCAGUACAGAUUCUACCUCUUUGGCAGAAGCCUCGCAGGGCCCUGGGCUCCCCCAGGAACAGUGCACUACACCCACGUCGACAGGUGGAAUAAGCUCUGAUUUCAGCCUUGAAGAGAUAGAUGAAAAAGAAGAACUGCAUGAAGUGCCAAAAGAUCAGGCUGAAAAUAUUUCUCUGAAGUCACAAGAUAUUCCUUUUGUAUCUUCUGAUAUAAUAAAUACACCAAAAAAUGAUCCUGACUCAGCCCUUGGCAAUGAUACUGUAGAGUCCUCACAAAACUUCAAGGAAGGAAAACAAGAAACUAGAAACACAGAUGGACAAGAACCAGGUAUUAUGGUAUACAAUACAAGCAAUGAAGAGAUGGCAGUUGACAAUGUAAGAAACUUGAAAUCAUCAAGCACAAACCAGGAAAAUGAUCAAAAUGAAAUCAUUGUCCUUCCAAUGAACACGGAAGAUAAUAUGAAAAAUGGAGUGAGGAGAACAGUAAUUAAUAUAGGAGAUAUUGCCAAAAAUGAUGAUGUGGACAUGGAAGUUGACAGAUUAUCAAACUAUCAGGCACAGAAAACUGAUACUGCUAUAAACUACAAUGCAAAUCAUCUAGCAGCUUCAUCAGUACCAGAUCAAAACUGGAAUCAACUCAGCGUAGAAAAGAUAAAAAUGCAUGAUGCAGCAAUUCAGACAACCCCUUCCUGCAACAUUUUUUAUAACAAUCACCAAGAUCAUAAUUUGUCUGACAUCAGAGUUGAUGAAGGUGUGCAAACUUCAAAUAACAACAAAUCAACUCAACGUUCAUCCUUAAGCCCACAGGAUUCUGUAAAUACUUUGAGAGAAUUUAGGUGUGAGGGCACAGUAACUGUACAAGAAGAUCAACUCACCAUAAAAGAGCCAAUUGCUGUACAUUGUGAUCUGUUGACUCCUGUAGAUGGGAUUGAUAAAAAUUCAACUGCUUUUUGUACAAAGAAUUAUCCACUUUACAGACCAAACUAUAAACCCAAGCCAAAACCUUCAAAUGAAAUUACAAGAGAUUAUAUACCCAAAAUUGGAAUGACUACUUAUAAAAUAGUGCCUCCCAAGUCCCUGGAAAUAUUGAAGGACUGGGAAUCAGAAACCAUGGGAUACAAAGAGGAUCCGGAGAUACACAUUUUAGGAAGAAAACAUACUUACGAGAAUGUAAAGGAAACUGCAAUCCAAACGGAAGAUCUUAGUAUUUCUGAAGGCCCAAAAGAAUCACCACCGGACCUUAAACAGAAACCUGUCCUGGGCAUGGAGCAUCAGGUGCCCAGUGCCGUGAAGUCAGUCCGUAGUGCGGUGACCAGUCCUCUGAAAGCUGCUCCCAGAAUGACUGGAGAUACUGGUAUAGCUCCAUUUGUGCCAAACUUAGAAGAAAUAAACAGUGUUUUGGAGUCAAAACUUAAAUCCAGAGCCUCAAAUCCCCAGGCUAAGCCAAGUUCCUUCUUCCUGCAGAUGCAGAAAAGAGUAUCCUCUCAUUAUGUGGCAUCUGCAGCUGCCAAAAGUGUCCACGUCACCCCUAAUCCUACUCCAGAAGAACUAACAACUAAAGAGGUGGAAAGGAGUCCACUGCCUCCUCCAGAGCAAACUCCUCGUACCAUAAGUAAAACAACCGACUUUCCUCCACAAUCCCAUUUUAAAAAUUCUGACGAUGACGUCGUCAGUCCGAAGCCUACCAACACCUCUCCUCCUCCGGUAGCUCCCAAGCCUGUGCCUCUUCUCACUAGCCAGUUAGCAGCCCUGAACCUGAAGACCUUGAAAACUUUUGGUGCCCCACGACCGUACUCCAGUUCUGCUCCUUCGCCAUUUGCCCUUGCUGUAGUGAAGAGGUCACAGUCUUUCAGUAAAGCACGUAGUGUCCCCGACGAGUCCUUUAGCGACAGUAUCUCUGUCCAGUCUCCAACCAAAACAGAGGAUGGGAAGACUAAUUCUGUAAAUAAAUUUGUGGGCAUCCCACAACUUGGUGAGGUCAAUAAGGACAAUGACUCUGCACUUAAUGAGCAGAAUUCCCAAAUACCAUCUCCAGUAGACUGCCCAUCAUUCACCCUUAAGAGGCAAAGUUCUUUAACGUUCCAAAGCUCUGACCCAGAACAGAUCCGGCAGAGUUUGCUGACUGCAAUCCGUUCUGGAGAGGCUGCUGCCAAAUUGAAAAGGGUUACUGUUCCAUCAAAUACAAUAUCAAUGAAUGGAAGAUCAAGACUCAGCCAAUCCAUGCCGCCUGAUAUGCAGGACAGCCAUUAAGUGCUGCCCUCCUCUGAGGCACUUCAUCACCUCCCUUCACAACCCAACUUCAAACCAAUGGAGAAUGUCUGCAAUUGUAUAUUCAGAAGUAUUCUAAUAUAUUAUCUAUUAAAGUAUAAGAAUUUAUGCCAUGGCUUCUAAUGCCAAACAAAGAAUGACCAGAAUUUAUAAUAUAUAAUAAUGUGCUUUUGGGGGUCUUUUUUGCCUUAAGAGCUGAAUAUGUUGCUUUAGAACUUUAAGACAAGGUGUAAAUGACUUUCCUUAUUGUGAAUGAGCAAUAAUCAUCUUUUGUUGAUUUCACGUACUUAUUGAAACAUAGUCUACAAUGUUGACUUAGACAAAAGGAUAAAUUAGGAUUCAUAGACUUAUAUUUGUAUGAUACAUAAAUAACUAGGCAAACACAUCUGACAUUUGCUGCCUCAAUAUUACUGUUUAAUUGGAAGCAUUUAUAAAUUAUGUUUAAGCCUGUUUUGUGCUGAAAGAAUGAUUUUGAAAAAAUAGUGAUAUCCAAUAAGUGUAUUCAGUCCAACCGUUAUUUUCAGUGAUGAAUCACUUAGUGUGCAAGGCUUAUCUUGUAUAUUCUUUAUGUAAUUAGAAAAUCAGUGUCAAAUUCAUGGGAAGCUCAUAGAAUUUUAAUAUUUUAUUAACAUGGAACUUUUCGUUUUUUAAUCUUUAGAACUUAAAUUGCACAAGGAGAAUUUUAAAUAUUUUCUGUAUAUAAUUAUGACAUUAUCACACAGAUAUUAUACAUUCCAUGUGCCAGAAGCCUUAAAAAUCUUCCUGUGAAAAUGUUAAGAUAUUGUGAUGGCUAUUUCACAUACGACAUGUAGAGAGAAAUAGGGGUUAGUUUAUGUCCAUAAUGGAAAAUUAUAAGAACUAUUUGGACAUUCCAGAAAUACUGACUUUAAUUCAAGUACAAUGAUAAAAAUAAAAUCAUUAUGUAGUUCAGAUGCUAAUAUUCUAAAUAAUAAUAUAUAUUUACAUUAAAGAUAAAACUACUAAAGAAAACAAUGCCUAAUUUGUUGUCUUAUACCUUAUCUGGGAUCUAGAGCUUGUUGGUGUUCUGCCCCUAUUUAAAGAAUUUAAUUGUUCACUAUGCUAAGAGCUUUGGUCAAAUUAAGCAAACUGAUGGUCAAGUUAAGUUGGUUUUCACUAAAGCUACUGGGAUAUUUGCCUCUUUGGAAAAUGUGAUUUCUUUCCUGUUUAAUAAAAGUAAGUUACGUA